AUGUGUGAGGCUUGUCAUGAGGCCAGGCAAGCAGGUGCUUGUAUUCAAAAGUUGACAGCUACUCCUGAUUCCUGUCCUGGCCACACAAAAUCUUUUAAGGAAAAAACUGCAAUGGUCCGAGCGGCCAGACAGUUAUUGUCAGCCAUUACCCGAGUGUUGUUGUUAGCAGAUAAAGUUGUGGUCAAGCAGCUGCUGGCAGCCAAAGACCGAGUAUUGGCUAGCCUGCUAAAACUAGAGCGUGUUUAUAAUUUUACGGAUUUCAUGGAAGCAUUCAGUCAAUUUGGUAACGAGAUGGUACGACUUGCACAAAUCACUGGAGAAAGACAAAAUGACCUUAAAAGUGACAAACAACGUGCACAAAUGGGUGCUGCCAGGGCUGUUCUGGAGAAAGCCACAAUGAUGCUGCUGACAUCUUCAAAGACAUGUUUACGCCACCCUGACUUUUUGGAGAAAGCUCAACCAACAGCAAGUAGAGUGCUCAAAGAUUUUGAUGAUUUAUGUGAAUUAACUCGAAUAACGUUAGUUGAACUGAGUACUCAGGAUAAAUUGAACAGUGCCUUAGAACUGAUUGUUGAGACGAGCCAAGACUUUACUGAUUCUGCGUAUACAUCUCAUGAGAAUCGUGAACGCAUUCUGGACCUAUGUGAUCAACUUCGAGCUCAGCUUGUCAAUCUUAUCAAUGUUGGUACCAAUCUGAGUAAAAACCGACAUUUAGUUGAUGGCAAUUCAUGCCACGUGGACCAGAAGGAGAAUCUGUCCUCAAAUCAGGAACUUGAAACUGCCAUUAUUAAAACAAUUGAAGCAUCAAAAAAUCUACACAAGCAGCUGCAGGACACCACAAUGGACCAAGCAUCUGAGCUUUUCAAAAUCAAUGAAGACCAUGAUCUGCUGAAGGGAUUAAAACUUCAUGGCCUGGCUGGAUGUCCUGAGAAAGUUGACGAACUAUCUGUCAAAUUUAGAGAACAUGCUGAACAACUAGAAGAGGUGUGCAAGUUACUCCGUCAUAUUGCCAACACUGGACCUCUCAUUAUUACAGCUGAACAUAAUGAAUCUGUCAUUCGUACCACUUGUCCAUUGAUUUUGUAUGCUGCACAAACCCUAGCUCAAUAUCCAAGCAGUCGAAUAGCAGAAGGGAACCUGGAUGUAUUUUCCAAAACCUGGGAAGCACAAAUCAACGAACUCUCUAUUUUAGUGAAAGAAGUCAAUGAUGUAUGCCAAGGCAAAAUGGAAAAACAAGUAUAUUUGUCUUUGCCUCGACCAGGGAAACAUGGUACAAUGGUGAAAUCUUUGCGUCCCGUGAAACUUGAUGCUGAAGAACAAGCUAAAAUAGCCAAGCUUGGUUUGGAGAUGAAAUUGAUAACAUCAGAGAUGGAUGCUGAGGCUGAUAAAUGGGAAGAACCUGACAAUGACAUUGUGAAACGUGCUAAGAAUAUGUCUAGCAUGGCAUUCUCUAUGUACUUAUUUACACGAGGUGAAGGACCCUUGAAGACCACGCAAGACCUCUUCACACAAGCAAAAUACUUUGCAGAUGAAGGAAACAAAUUAUAUAAGACUGUUAAAGAAUUUGCUGAACGGGUACCUACCAGUGGACAUAAAGAAGAAUUGGAAGUUCACCUUGACCGAAUACCUAUGUUCUGUCAACAGCUCCUGAAAACACUGCGAGCCCCUACCUUUGGCAAGGCAGCCACUUUUAAUAAGGUGGACAGUGCCAUACAAGAGACCAAGAAUUUGAUGAAUGCUGUGGCAAAAGUUGUGACUACCAGUUUUAUAUGUGCCACAAAAUAUAACAUUGAUUGUCGGUCAUCAUCAAUCCCAUCUUAUAAAUGGCGUGGCAGUUCCCAACGUUUAGAUGUCCAGGCUAAUGGCAGCACGGAUUUUGGCAGUGAAUCAGGCAGCAGCAGUACUACCAAUACAGCACCACCCUCACUUCAAAACUCAUACACAGAGGGCCUUUAUCGUAGUUCCUCUCUUAACAAGCCUCUAUCCAGCAUUGGACUCUUAGAUUCUUGA
This is a messenger RNA of Acanthosepion pharaonis, 2010 nucleotides long. The record is from the annotation of a GenBank genome assembly. NCBI's taxonomy places the organism in Eukaryota, Metazoa, Mollusca, Cephalopoda, Sepiida, Sepiidae.